Messenger RNA from Oppia nitens, 6089 nucleotides. RefSeq names its product death-inducer obliterator 1-like (gene pps). Gene Ontology annotation, cellular component: nucleus. The coding region runs from base 24 to 5876 and encodes 1950 amino acids. The record is from RefSeq and is a predicted model, not a curated record. The transcript is spliced from 9 exons. Gene Ontology annotation, biological process: DNA-templated transcription. Lineage: Eukaryota; Metazoa; Arthropoda; Arachnida; Sarcoptiformes; Oppiidae.
AACAACACAAAUGUCAUAACAAGAUGGAGACCGAAGCGAUGGUCGAGGACUCCGUGGGCAUCGCCGAGGAUUUAGUGGACGCAUUGGACACAAUGUUACAGAAUAUGACCUCAUUGGACAUCGUUCAUCACGACCAUCACUAUUGCCGCCGUUACGAAUACUAUGUAUCGGCUGCGGCAAUGGUGGACACGACUGCGAUGGCGAUACCGAACACUAGUGCUGGUGUUGGUGUUGGCGCUCAACAACAACCGUCGGCCGACGAUAACAACCAUCAGUUGCCGGUAGUUCUACCGCCACUGGACGACUCGACAGUAGCGACUACACUGGCCGAUACGGUCGCAGCCGCCCAGUUGGUCGAUACGGUUACGACGGCUGCGUACGGCGGCAGCGGUAGUGGUAGUCAUCCGACGACACCAGUGAUGAAAACAUCAUCUGCCCAGCCGUUGACGCCAACAACAAAUGUUUUGGCCGCGGCCGCAGUCACCGCUGCUGCUGUUGACCACCAGUGCGCGCCGUCUACAUCGUCCGAAUUGGACGACGUGAUUGCCGCUCUACGAGCCGUCGAAAGUGGUCACAGUCUACUGUCAGAUCAGCCAUCAUCGGUGGCAGCGACGGCGGCGGCGACACCUGUCGUUCCCAUCACUACUGCCAGUAGUAGUAGUAUUAGUGGUAGUAAUAGUAGUAGUUUUGGCGCUACAAACAGUUUUACCGCCAAAGACAGUCCGACAACUGUUAGUAGUGUCCAUAAUACUAGUGCUCCGAUGGUGGCGGCGGCUGUGGCCAACACUCCCAAAGCGGCUGCCAUUAGCAACGAUGCCAUUACUACGCCCGUGGCCACCACCACCAUCACCGCAGCCGCUGAACAAACAACAACGUCCACUGGCCGACAGCAGCGAACACGACGUAAACCAAAACGAUGGGAUGACGACGAAGUUGAGGUAGAUUUUAGCGGACAGUUGGGUAUUCUGGCUGAACAACAACAACAACAGUCGACAGCAGCAGCGGCGGCAGCAGUAGCUGCUGGUAAACAACAACAGCCGACGGUAACGGCGGCAGGAAAACAAUUGGACAAAGAGUCCGAUAAUAAUAAUAAUAAUAAUCGGACGACAAACAAGAGGUCGCUGACGACAAACAUUAAUAGCAAUAAUGUUAUCAAUAAGAAACUGAAGGCCACAAAUGACAAGAAAGCUCCUGUCAUUCCUUCAGAUAACGAUGAAGAAGCUGAUGAUAAUGACAGCAACGAUGAUGAUGAUGACAAAGAUGGUAGCAAUGAUGACGACGACGAUGAUGAUGAAGACGAUGAAAAUGAAUCUGAUUUUGGAUCAGAUGACGAUCCGGACAAACUAUGGUGUAUAUGUCGUCAGCCGCACGACAAUAGGUUUAUGAUUGGCUGCGACUCCUGUGAGGAAUGGUUCCACGGAAAGUGUGUUAACGUAACCAAACAGCAAGGUCGUAUUUGGGAAAAGGAGGGCAAAGAAUGGAUAUGUCAGACCUGUCAGAAAGGUAUCGCCGAUGGCGUCAAACGCGACGAUCUGAAGAAGCAAGCGGACGAUAAACGGGCCAAACAGGAAGCAAAAGAACGAAUUCAGGCACAAACCAAACGACUGGCGAGAGAAAAGUUUCUGAAAAAAGAGGAAAAGACUCGCGAGAAUAAUAAUAAUAAUUCACGUAAUAUUCGUGACAACCGCCGUCGGUCGUCAUCGACGGGUUCAGCGGCGGCGGCGACGACGAAAAAAACAAAGAAAAACGCACAACAAAAACAAUCGUCCGAUAAGACCAACAACAACAAGAAGUCAAAAACACCGAAACAAUCACCGAUUACCCCAUUGCCGGCCGAUGUAGUGGCCGCGGCUGUGGUUGCCGUCGACGCCCGUAAACUGUCGAAAAUGCCGCCAAAAAAACGCGAACUACAUCUGCGUCAUCAGGAAGCGGAAGAGUCGGAGAAAUUGAAAAAAUUGAUUAAAUCAUCGAAAAAAGAUCUCAACAAAAAACGCGAACAAUUGUUGGCCAAAAAACGAACGUCAAAAGAUUCGUUAUCGCUGGACGAAUCGUCGUCGGGUGCGACCACUCCCGGUGGCGGCGUCGGCGGCGGUAAACAUCGAGACAGUGUUGACUACGAACCGAUAUCCAAAGUGGUUCCCGUUGUACGCAAACCCGAACAUAAAAAGAAACACAAAGACGCCAUCGAUAUGUCUGUACAGGACCUGUUCAAAGCCGAACCCAUCAAAAAGUCAUCGAUCACUAAUCCGCCCACAACUCCGACAACACCCGGCACUCCCAACAACAACAAUAACAUCAACAGCAAUACUAAUACGCCGUUUGGUAGCAGCAGCCGAAAGCUGUCGAUAGAUUCGCGCCGUUUGUCCACAACUGGUGGUUCGGCGGCUGCUGCGGCCGCUCAUGAACGGCCAUGUCCGGCCGGUUGUGGCCGACAGGUGACGGCCGCCAACAACAAUAGCAUCUACUGUAGCAACGAUUGUAUUGAAUCGCAUGUUAAAGAAAUGUUGAAAUUGUUGCGCAAUAAUCGUCGCGAACGAUCGGAUUCGGGCAAUAAAAUCAAAGAAAUCGAUCGCCGAGUAGUUGUCGUCGAAAAGUCAAGCGGUCGGCUACUGUCCGGUAAAGACGGUAUACCCGAACGCGAGGUAUUGGAGUUUAUUAAGUCGAAUCCGACAUACGAAGUGUUUCGGCCGUCAAAUCUCAAGCAAACAACAACAACAACAACGCCGACAUCGUUACCAACAACGCCGUUGUCUUCGUCCGAUAGGAAAAGGAUUGGCAACGGCGGCGGCGGUAGUGGUGGUGACGAUUCGUCUAGUCUUAAGUCGCCGCUGAAGAGUCCGAAGAAAGAUUCGGCAUCGGCGGACAAAAGUGGCCCGAAUCGGACGCCAUUAGUUCGAAGCAAUAGCCGCAGCGGAUCGGAUAUAGCCAGGAUUGGCGACGGAGUGGAUCCCAUUCGUACCAAUGUUAAGACAACACUAAAGGAUGCAUUGAUUAACAGAUGUAAAGAAGCAAACGAAUCGGCGCCCAACACACAGGACAUCCAGAAGAUUGCCAAUCGUAUCGAAGAAGAACUAUUCAAACUGUUCAAUAGGGAUACAUCCGGCAAAUACCGUAACAAAUAUCGGUCACUGAUAUUCAAUUUGAAAGAUCAGAAAAAUCAGGGCCUAUAUCGUAAGGUUAUCGGCGGUAAAAUAUCGCCGGAACGUCUGGUACAGAUGUCGGCCGACGAACUGGCCUCAAGCGAACUGGCCAAAUGGCGCGAACGCGAAAAGAUAUCGAUGUUGGAAAUGAUUAAACGAGAUGCGGCCGAAAAAGCUAAUCAAGUUAUCGUCAAAAAGACACAUAAAGGCGAAGAACUAAUUGAAUCCAAUAGCGACGGUCAGGCCGUCGAAGCAAAAUUAGAUGAUUUGAACGCCGCCACCGGAACAACAACAUCGACCACAAUAGCCAACAAUCUCCUAACGACAGCAACACCUGUUACGUCCAUAUUGGACGACCUGAUGGGCGUAUCGACAGUGGAUACUACUGGCCAGCAUCGGUCUCAUUUGUUUUCCAACAAUUGUCGCAUUUGUCUCAGCAAACAAACCGCUGACGAUAUUAGUGGCGGCAAAUCUGAUGGCGUCGGCGGCAACAAAUCGACGGCACACUUGUUAACCGAUAAGUCUAAGACAACGGCAACAACGCGGUCGCGGCCGACACCCAAACGUAUUCGAGUGGAUCCCGAUUCGGCAAACAGAAUACUGAUGGAAGCGGCAAAACUUAGUUCAUCGGUAAUUGGAUUGCGUGGCAGCGGUGAGGACGACGAUAGCCGCGAACAGCAGCCAACUUCUACUACAUCGACGACAACAGCGGCUGCGGCAACAACAACAUUGUCGUCGCCCGAAGUACCCAGUAGUUCAUCGGUGGCCCGACCCGUAUGGCGUGGAUCGAUAUUCAUGCAGGACGUGGCCAAGUUUUCGGCCAAUGCUACAAAAGUUAGCGGAUCGGUAGCCGAAUAUUUAGCACAGGAUGUCUCGCAACAGAUAACAGUCUGCGGCCGUAUAGCACCCGAACAAGUGUUGGAUUAUCUGAAAAAACUUAAAUACAGUCUGAAAACUGAAAUCGGUUUAGUAAAGUUUGUCGCCCGAAAAGAUGACCGAAUCGGUUACGACGCGUUUUUCGAUUAUCUUGACACUCGGGGCCGAUACGGUGUUGUCGGCAAUACUGGCAAAUGGCUAAAAGAUUUCUAUAUAUUACCGCUACCGCGCAAUAAGGACGUACCCGAUGUACUAUUACCGUUUGACGGACCGGGUUUGGACAAGAAGUCCAAUCGGCCGAACCUAUUGUUAGGUAUAUUGAUUCGUACGAAACGACACGCGCCGUCAUCGAUGUCAUCAUCGGCGGCACAAAACCUAUCAAACAAUAGCGGUUUGUUGUCGCAUAAAUCGACAAAUAAGUCGUCGUUGUCGUCCUCCUCCUCCACAACCAACACCUCUUCUACCACUAAUACUACUACUAAUGCAACCAAUGAUCACGCGUUCCGUUCAUAUACACCGCCGCCUAAAGCACCGAAACAACAGAUUUCGUCUAACGAAUCGAUGUCUUCGUCAUCGUCGCCGCCGACAACUGCCGACGACAAUAGCAAAGACAUCGAAGACGAUGACGUGUCGUAUACACCGCCGCACAUGUCAUCGUCGACGGCAAUGUUUAAACCCAUUCCCUCUAUAAAGACUACAACAAUAACAAAAAUAUCAACAAAAACGUCGACAACAAAGUCAUUGAUGGCUAACAACACAGCUGGCGAUGAUAACAACAAUGAUGACGACGAGCCAUACGAUCCCGAAGAGGUUGAUCUUUCCUCAUCGGUAACACCCGAAACAUCUACUAAGUCGUCGAUUGACGACCUAAUGGAUCAAAUAGCCAACAGUACAAAUCCGGUAGAGAUGACCACAUCGGUGCUAACAGCUAUAGCCAGUUCAACGAAUCUCGACCAACAGCGCCGUCUAUUGCAACAGUUGACCGCCAAAGUGGACGAACAGAAACGCCAAUUGGAGGCACAGAAGGCCGAAGCCGAACGGCAAUCGGUUUUGUUGACGACAACAACCGCGUCGACGACGACUUCCUCCUCAUCUAAUCCUUCAUCAUCUUUAUCGUUGACCACCACUACCGCCGCCGCCGCCGCCACCACAUCGUCAACCAUUCCCGGUCUGGACGGACAGUUUGCUUCAUCGUUGAACGACAUUCACAUACCCGACAAUCUCAAAGACAUACUGAAUAAUGUCAAAUGUAAGACACAGGAGAUCGAGCGCCAACAGGAACGGCUGCGAGCAGUUGCCGCUUCGGGUUUCAAAUUUGACGAUCCGAUUGUCAAAAAUUUUGCAUCAAAAACAUUGGGCAAAGACGCCAACAUCGAUGAUGACUUACCCGUCGAUGACGAACCCAUGGAUAUCGAUGACGACGACGACUUACCAGAAGUCAAGACCACUAUCAUUGAAAUCAAUAAAAACCCAGUGAUCGGCAACAGUGAGUCCACGUCUACUAGUACUACCACUACCAACACCGCUGCUGCUACUGCUGUUGUCGUACAGAAAACAGUAACCGAUCCGCGAUUGCGGUCCAAAAAACAGACACCUUUGUCGUCGUCCGCGUCGGCGACGGCGGCGGCGAAAAAAGAUGUCGUGACCAGCGGUGGCGAUGGCAGUCAUGUGGCCGAUAUGACUGCCGACGAAUUGCUCGAAAAGGCCAGACAACAGAUGGCUGUAUUGGCACAGAUGGAGGCCCGGGAUAGUCCUGUUAGCGGCGGCGGCGGUAAAGAUGCCGGCAAUACAAACAUCAAUAAUAAUAAGACAAAAAAUAGUUCACAAAAAAUCAAAAUUGAAUGGAAACGGAAAAAAUAAUUUUUUUUUCUAAUAAAACACAAAUAAAAUGGAUUAGACUGUAGUUGUGAUGGUGUGGGUGUGUGUGUGUGUGCGUGUGUUGUACUGACCGACCAAACCAAUGAUGAAUAUAUUUGUAUAUUAUAUUGAAGUGAAUGUAUGAUUAGGGUUAACACACACACAAACAAACAGACCAUACAUUUUAAACAAUUAAUUAAUUAAUAAUAAGUUUUU